Messenger RNA from Jaminaea rosea, 1044 nucleotides. RefSeq names its product putative thiamine biosynthetic enzyme. The transcript has 2 exons. The coding region runs from base 1 to 1044 and encodes 347 amino acids. Lineage: Eukaryota; Fungi; Basidiomycota; Exobasidiomycetes; Microstromatales. The record is from RefSeq and is a predicted model, not a curated record.
AUGACUCCUCCUUCUGCCUCGUUCACUUCGGUGCCGGCUCCUUCGAGCCUGGACAUGCCUGUCCCCACUAAGAGCCUCAAUGCCAACGGCGCUGCCCCUCAGCAGAACGCCGCCACUGCCGCUCUGGCUAGCUACAAGCCCCACCUCCCCAUUCAGGCUGGCAAGGAGCCUGUCGAGGACUACAAUGGCAACUACCGCUUCGCCGAGAUCCACGAGAGCUACGUCAGCAGGGCUAUGACAGCUCGCUACUUCAACGACAUGAUGCGCACCGCCACCUCGGACGUCAUCGUCGUCGGCGCCGGCAGCGCUGGCCUGACCUGCGCCUAUCGCCUCGCGAAGUCUCGCCCCGACCUCUUCGUCACCGUCGUCGAGGCAGGCGUGGCUCCCGGUGGUGGCGCCUGGCUGGGCGGCCAGCUCUUCAGCGCCAUGGUUGUGCGCAAGCCCGCCAACGGCUUCUUGGACGAGAUCGGCGUGCCCUACGAUGACGAGGGCACCUACGUCGUCAUCAAGCACGCUGCCCUCUUCACCUCAACGCUCCUCAGCAAGCUCAUUGCACUCCCCAAUGUAAAGCUGUACAACGCUACUGCUGCUGAGGACUUGAUUGUCAAGAAGGAUCCGCAGGGCGUCUCUCGCGUUUGCGGUAUCGUGUCCAACUGGACGCAGGUCACCCUCGCUCACGGUCUGCAGAGCUGCAUGGAUCCUCAGACCAUCAGCGCCCCCGUUGUGGUCAGCGCUACUGGCCACGAUGGACCCUUCGGCGCCUCGAGCGUCAAGCGUCUGGCCAACGCUGGCCUCCUCCAGAUGGGUGAGAUGGCUCCCCUCGACCAGGGUCGUAGCGAGGACCUCAUCGUGAACGGCACCAGCCAGAUCUUCCCUGGCAUCAUCUGCUGCGGAAUGGAGAUCAGCGAGGCUAAGAGCGUGCCCCGUAUGGGACCUACCUUUGGUGGUAUGUUCGCCAGUGGGCUCCGCGCUGCUAAGCUUGCGGAGGAGCUGCACGACCGUUUGGAGAUCAGGGACAACACCGUUGUUGGAGAGCGAGCCUGA